Messenger RNA from Talaromyces stipitatus ATCC 10500, 1968 nucleotides. RefSeq names its product F-box domain protein. NCBI's taxonomy places the organism in Eukaryota, Fungi, Ascomycota, Eurotiomycetes, Eurotiales, Trichocomaceae. The transcript is spliced from 2 exons. The coding region runs from base 172 to 1863 and encodes 563 amino acids. The record is from RefSeq and is a predicted model, not a curated record.
UGCAGCCACGCUUUGUCCGUUUGGAUUUGUCUCAGCGUCUCGUUAUGCCACCUUUUUUCCACUCUCGGAAUGACCUGACUUUGCCUCUGCCUCUCUUUUAUCUCUCACAUUGACAUAUCCUGCUGAUGGUAGCUCUCUUCUGAAUGAUACGGGCUCGUCGCCGCAGGAGAAAUGCGCCUGUUCCGGAAAUACGUCUUGCCAUCGCAUAACGAAAAGAGUGCGGGGAAGAAGAAAAAGGAGAAGAGAUUCCGCGCGUCAAGUCUAUUCAACAGCAACAGUAGCAGGGCUACCAGCAGGACUUCGCCAUUGUCUUCUUAUUCUUCUUCGAGCUCCGAUCCUACGAAACGACUGUCUGCGGAUGUCCUCGCCAGAAUAUUCUACUAUGUCUGCCCUCAUACACUCGAUGAAUCAUACAACUCGUCCGAAGAGUCGAUAACUGAAGAUGGCUGCAUGCUCUGUGAUAUGCGAGACUUGGCAUGUUGCGCUUUGGUGAACAAGAAGUGGUGCAAGUCAGCCCAAAAACUACUAUACCAGCAUGUCCGCAUUGACGCCGUCCAUUACUGUGAGCUCGAGAUUGAACUGUCGUCUAAACGCAAACGUAGCCGCUCCUUCGUCGACCAAGCCGGGAAAAAGUUGGAUGUUCCGCAGUCGCGGUUGUACCAGUUCAUGAGGACAGUUAGGGAUUCGCAGCAGCUUGCCAACACUGUUUUGUCUCUGAGAUUGCCCUACAUGACUCGAGAGGCUAGCAAAUCGGACCUCGCUCGAGCAAUAUCCGUACUCAGAAACCUACGAUAUGUCGACCUACCAGUGGGAUUCUUCACUGACGACCCCUCGUCGUACGCCUUGAAACAGGAGCUGAUGGCGAAUUGUCCCGACGUUCGACGGAUGACUUACGCACAUGGAUCCGAGAUGAGUUUCUCUAAGAUACCCGGUUCGUCAUUGUGGAGGAAUCUGGAAAGUCUUGAACUAUCGAAUCUUCAAGUUGAAGAGAGUACGUUACGGCAGGUUCUCUCUUCGUUUCCUGCCUUGCGAUGCUUGAAAUUGGAGAGUAUGCCAUCAAUACGAGACUCUGUUUUCACGCCUAACCAGUAUCUGCCGAUGUUUCCGCCUAUCGCAAAGUUGACCAUCCGGAACAUGUUAUCCAUUACUGCUAGCGGGCUGGCUACUCACCUUUCCGUUCCUCAAAAUCAAAAGGCUCUUGAAGAGUUAGCUCUGGUGCAAUGCGGAGUUCGUCCAGAAUCACUUUAUAUGAUUUUCUCGAGGGCGCCUCGACUCGCAAAUCUCACCCUAGAACUAGAGGUGGAUAGUUCCUUUCUUACUCAAGAGGUCCCGCCUUUGGCGUCCAGGAGCCUGAAGACGUUGCACUACGAGAUCACCUGUUCAGGCAGCCCGACUGGACUACAACCUGUGACAAAAUCCCACUAUGACUACCUAAUGUCUUCGCUCAAGGCAAAUAACCUUCCAUCUCUGCGGAGCCUCUAUGUUUUAGAUUCUUCUUUCGCGGACAUACUUCUCCUGGCUCCUCCGCCGCGUCUAUUUGGUGGGGGCGAAGGCGGAUCACAGUCGUUAGGACCUGGCUUGCAACACCCUUUGACCCUGUACACGAAAGGCAUGGAUGAAUUCGAAUGGAAUGUGACCCAGUUCGAGCCCAUGUCAUCUGGUAGACGAACGAGUACGACAAGGCCGGUCAGUUUGCACUCCGCGCAACUGAGUCCGCAAUGGGGUGGAGAAGCGCGACAGAGUGUUCUUGUUGGAAAUGGAUUUGGAGGAUAUCUUGCUGUCCCCGUGAAUGAAGGACGACCUAUGAGUAGUGGCGGGAUUCGGGGUAAUAAAAGGGACAGCAAGUAUGACCUCUGGAGGUGAUACCCUUUCCUUCUUAGGUUUCCAUUAUUCUCUGUAUGAUAAUCAGCUCAUCUGCAUAGCUAGUUCUUCCUAUUUGGCGUUAUUGUAGUAGGAUCUUUCAUUCAG